CCCGUUCCAGAAGUCUCACGGGCACCGCAAAAUAGAUGACCAUCCACCCCCUGCCCUAUUCGCAACAGUGAGAGCAGACAUGUACGCUCGACGCAACCUCCUUUCUUCGAGUUUUGAGCAGUAGCAGCAGCAGCAGAUCGUCAUCUACCAUUGCAUCCCUUCUCCUUCCCCUUCCUCUUCCCAUUCUUCACUCUCCAUUUAAAGCAUGGAUGGUAAUGGAGGUCCAAGUUUGUAUCCGUUGCACCGUUGCAAAACUCUUCACUUUGUAAGGCAUGCACAAGGAAUUCACAAUGUUGAAGGGGAUAAGAACUAUAAAGCAUAUAUGUCUCCUGAUUACUUUGAUGCACAGCUUACUCCAUUGGGCUGGCAGCAGGUUGAUAACUUGCGGAAACAUGUUCAAUCAAGUGGGCUAUUUAAGAGGAUUGAUUUAGUCAUCGCGUCCCCGUUAUUAAGAACCAUUCAAACAGCUGUUGGAGUAUUUGGUGGUGAAGGCUACACAGACAGGAUGGAUCCACUACCACUAAUGGUGGCAAAUGCAGGAAAUAGUGACCGUCCUGCAAUUUCAAGUCUAGAUUGUCCACCUAUUGUUGCAGUAGAACUGUGUCGUGAACAUUUGGGUGUUCAUCCUUGUGAUAGGAGGAGAAGUAUCAGUGAAUAUCAAUUCCUUUUUCCAGCUGUUGAUUUUUCACUGAUAGAAAGUGAUAAAGAUAUACAAUGGAAGGCCAAUGUAAGAGAGACAAAGGAAGAACUUGCAGCUAGGGGAAUGAAGUUCAUGAACUGGUUGUGGACAAGGAAAGAGAAAGAGAUAGCAAUUGUUACACACAGUGGAUUCUUGUUUCACACGCUAAGUGCAUUUGGCCAUGAUUGCCAUCCAUUGGUUAAAAAAGAAAUUUGUAAACAUUUUACAAAUUGUGAGCUCCGUUCUAUGGCUAUUAUGGACAGAAGCAUGUUAGGAUUAGAUUCCUCGACAACUAACUAUCCAGGAAGGCUCCCUCCUGGGCCUGACCUCCCUAGUGAGGCUGUGGAUGAUGAUGCUGUGAAUGAUGAGAAUACAGAGAAAAAAAUACCCAAUUCUGGAUUAUCUUGGACAAAAAAUGUCUAGUCCAGUAAGCUUUACAGGAAGCAUAUUGCUACAUUGAAUUGAAGCUCUCCUCACAUGACAACAUGAUCCUUUCCCGGGAAGACGCUUGUAAUGUAUGCAUUUUUGGAUUUACAAGAUUCUGCAGUCAAUUUUACAGAAGGCGCUGGAGUUUUCCUGGUAAAAGAACAGAGGUGUGCAUAUUGAGCAGCCAGCUCUUUUUCUAGUCCAGAAGUGGGUUGCAUGGAAUUUAAAGCUGAGAUGAAGAUUGUACUGUACCUUCUCAAAAUUUUCUUGUGUAUCUGAAACUGAAAAUUGCUACUGCUGUCCUUAUAUUUCUUAUAUAUAUAUUCAGAUGCAUUCUUGCAACUUUUGUAUAAUUGAGGGCACUCCAGAAUGACAUUGUUUCACUUCCCCCUUGCAUCCCGACUAUAUUAAUAAAGCCAUCAACUUCUGUCCCCA
Messenger RNA from Diospyros lotus (date-plum), 1540 nucleotides. RefSeq names its product phosphoglycerate mutase-like protein 1. NCBI's taxonomy places the organism in Eukaryota, Viridiplantae, Streptophyta, Magnoliopsida, Ericales, Ebenaceae. Gene Ontology annotation, cellular component: cytoplasm. The record is from RefSeq and is a predicted model, not a curated record. Bases 206 to 1102 code for a protein of 298 amino acids. Gene Ontology annotation, molecular function: phosphatase activity. The transcript has 10 exons.